AUGGAAGACAACAAGAUUGUCUCCGUCCUUUACCUCUUCGCCCUGUCGUCGUCGGUGUUAGCCCUGCAGGCCAGGCAUGCAGGUGUGGGAAAGUACCUGCCCGAGAAGGGCAAGGGCCAAGCAAACGACGCGAGUAUGGGGUGGUUCAAUAAUAUUGGCAAACCCCCCGGUCCGCGAUCCGAUGCCACCAUGAGCCUUUACUUGGGAUUCUGA
Pyricularia grisea is the source of this 213-nucleotide messenger RNA. RefSeq lists its product as uncharacterized. The coding region runs from base 1 to 213 and encodes 70 amino acids. The transcript has a single exon. NCBI's taxonomy places the organism in Eukaryota, Fungi, Ascomycota, Sordariomycetes, Magnaporthales, Pyriculariaceae. The record is from RefSeq and is a predicted model, not a curated record.